This is a messenger RNA of Dermacentor silvarum, 4382 nucleotides long. Its product is annotated as DIS3-like exonuclease 2. Lineage: Eukaryota; Metazoa; Arthropoda; Arachnida; Ixodida; Ixodidae. Gene Ontology annotation, cellular component: P-body; exosome (RNase complex). Gene Ontology annotation, molecular function: 3'-5'-RNA exonuclease activity; RNA binding. The record is from RefSeq and is a predicted model, not a curated record. Gene Ontology annotation, biological process: miRNA catabolic process.
CGGACAGCUCAGCCUGGGGCCGGCGGACCCGGGGGCUGCCACCCAGCCGCCUGAGGCCUCUGCCCCGGCUGCGGUUGCCACCACCACCUCCAAAGGCAAGGGUGCCAAGAAGGCCCAAGGAAAGAACGCCAAGGCCAAGCGUCAACAGCUGUGCCUGGCAACGUGCGAGCGGGGUCGGCUUUCUCUCAGUGACCCAAGCAACCUGCGUGCCAAUGCCUCCUCUGCCGCGACAGCUGCAGCGGCACGGGUCGCCGCUCGCCUGCCGACACCCAUCCGUUCCACUGAGUGCCAGCCCUUCAUCAUCCUUGUCGGGCGCUGCCUCGUGGGGUCCCACACGGGACAGGGCAGCCUCGGAUCCACGUCGCGGAGGCGGAUCAGCAUUGUUACCGCCAGAGCUGAAGGCACAACACGCGGCCCACCGCUGCAAGCGCACAGGGGGAGGUCCACCUCCUGGAAGCAGGUCAGAAAGUGGCUCCAGCCCACUGGCUUCCUCUCACCUCCGCCGAAGCCCCUGCAGUCCAUCAAGUGCAGCUACGCUCUCGGAGGGCUCCUUCCCUUCCAGUCGGCGAAGCUCUGAGACCCACCUGGCUUCUCCAUCCUUCUCAUCACAACGACAGAAGCCCAAGGAUCGUGCCGCCAAAUAUGAGGCCUACAUGCCCCUUUGUGAAGUGCAACAGGCCCUGAAGAAAGGGGAGGUCGUAGAGGGGGUGCUGCGCAUCAACCCACGGAACUACGAGGACUCCUUUAUCAGUGCGCCGGACAGUCAGAUGGACAUCUAUAUUGGCGGUCUACAUGACCGGAACCGAGCGCUCAAUGGGGACCUUGUGGCUGUGAAGAUCAAGCCGCAAGAGGAGUGGAAGGUUCUCUGGGACCGGAUACACCUGUGGGAGCAGAAGAUGGGGCAGAGCAUCCACGACGCACUUUUGGGCAACAACAGCACGAGCGGAGGCUCUCCUGUCGAAGACGACGAGGCGUUGGAGGAGCAGCUCAACGACUCGCUCUUGGAGGAGGAUGCCGUGGAGGUGGAUGGAGACGAGUUGCCCGAAUCGCCAGUGCCUCCCGCAACCACCUGGGAUGGCUCCUCUCCAACCCCUGGGGCUCCCCGGCCUUCGGACACUAUCGAGGUGCUUGGCAUCGAGCGCCUGCUUGGCCAGGUCCAGGAGUACGUGCAGAAGCAGAAACGCAAUGGCAAGAGCCACCGCAAGUCGGGAGGCCCCCGCCCAGGCCGGCUGCCCAUGCCUUGCUCGCUGGAGGCAUCGUUGGCGCCACUCCCCUCGGCCAUAGUUGCCACGACACUGGGUGGAGACAGGCUACCAGCACCGACCGCUCCGCAGCCAGAGCCACAGCGAGAGCCGGAACAAGAGCAGGAGGUCGUCACUGUGGACCCCUGGGCCGAGACGGAGGACUUGGGCUCCACCAUGGUCUUCUCGCCCGAGGAACUGCUCGAGGUGCCCGAGCAAGAGCAGCACCACCGCUCCUCGUCGCCUCCUCUGCGAGGGCGUGCGGUCGCCCCCGACGAACUGAGCGGCGAGGACGACUGGUCGUCGGAUGCGGAGAGCACAGGCAGUGUGGCACUCGAGCAGCGCCUGGAGGACAUGGCCUUCCUGCAGGCCUCCUUGGACGCGCGCAACAACAACGACCAACAGCAAGAGGGGAGCGCGCCACCGGGCAGGGUAGGAGAAAGCGUCGCCGAGCGCAUUGGGCGCAGCCUCAACUUGGUGGCAUCCAUGGCCGCCUCGGAGGUAGACGGCAUCGAUGUGCCACCUCCGCCAGGGCCCGCUGUGGAGCAGCAGCCACAGCAGCAGCAGCAGCAGUCGUCGGACGGCAAAAGCGCUACAGCUGGCGGUGGCUGGGGGCCCCUCACGUGGGGUCUCGCUACCAGCGGGGACCAAGAAGGACCGGAAGACAAGCCUGCUGCUCCAGUGGCGGCCAUACUACCUCAGGCAGUGCAAGAAGUGCCUGUGCAGACGGCACCUGCAGUGGAGGAAUGUUGUCUCGUCAGCAGUCGCAAGGGCGAACGUGGGACUGGAAACAGCAAACACCGAAGAAGGCGUUCGUUGAAGAAGGGCAAGAAGAAGCAGGAGCCAGGCGCCACGCACAGUGGGCAGAGUUCGACACGUGCAGCCAAGGGCCAGUACGAGGGCCUCACGGUGUCCGACAUUCUGCGGCAUCCACUCUCCAAGCGCUUCGUACAGCGCACUGGAGAGGUGGUGCACAUCCUGGAGGCCAAGAACUCUAGAGUGACGGCUGGCCUCUUGCGACAGCUGCAGGACAACAACCCAAUGUGGGUGCUGUUCUCUCCGAGGGGCCGCUUUCCUCGCCUCAUGGUGCCCGCCCAGGAGUGCCCACCGGGCUUCUUUCAGCGUCCGGCAGACUUCUCCCACACCUUGUUCCUAGCCGAGUUGGUCAAGUGGUUGCCAGACGCCACCUUUCCUAUGGGGAAGAUUCGUCGUCUGCUCGGCCCCGCAGGCAGCCUAGCAGUUGAAACAAAUGCCAUGCUCGAGUCGUAUGAUGUGGACCACCAAGAUUUCCCACCAGACAUCCUAGAAGACCUCGGGGUCAGCUCCGAUUGGAAAGUGCCUGAGGAAGAGCUGUCGGGACGACGAGACUUUCGAGACGAGCUGGUGUUCACCGUGGACCCCAAGACUGCGCGGGAUCUGGACGAUGCAAUUUCGUGUCGCCGGCUGGUUGUACCCGAAGGAGAUCAACAGGAGCUCUGGGAGGUGGGCGUGCACAUAGCUGACGUGUCGCGCUUCGUGCGGCCCGGAACGAAGCUUGACCAGGUGGCUCAGAAGCGGGCGACCAGCGUCUACCUCGUGGAGCAGGUGAUUCCGAUGCUGCCCCGACUGCUGUGUGACAACCUGUGCAGCCUGCACCCCGGCGAGGACAAGCUGACUGUGUCCGUGGUGUGGACCCUGACGUCCGACGGUCGGGUGCUGAGCGAGUGGUUUGGCCGCUCCAUCAUCCGGUCGUGCUGCAAGCUGAGCUACGAGCACGCACAGGACCUACUGGACGACCCUGACCGGGAACGGGCCCCAGGCGAGCUGCCAGAUGUGUUCGGCAAGCACACAAUCGCAGAGAUGGCCGAGUGCCUGCGAGUUCUGCGUGGCAUGACGGAAUCCAUGCGCAAGCGUCGCUUCAGUGGGGGAGCCCUGCGGCUAGACCAAGUCAAGGUGGUCUUCUCGCUUGGCGAAAACUUCCAGCCCUACGGCUUCUCUGUCUACGAGCACACUGAGAGCCACCGGCUAAUUGAGGAGCUCAUGCUGUUGGCCAACAUGGCCGUGGCCCACCGGCUGUACAAGGCGUUUCCCGAGGAGGCCUUCCUGCGUUCGCACCCACCGCCCGACGAUGCCCAGCUGAUAGAGGUCGAGGCUUGCUCGGCCCACGGUGUGAAACUCGACACCACCUCGGCUGGCACUCUACAGGCCUCCCUGAAUGCUCUGGUGGGCGCAGACGACGAGCUGUCGCAUGCCAAACUCAACGUGCUCACGCACCUGCUCUCCAAGCCCAUGAAGAUGGCAGUCUACUUCUGUGCGGGGCGCCGAGAGGAUCCCUUCUCCUUUGCGCACUACGCUCUCAAUGUGCCUCUCUACACGCACUUCACAUCACCCAUCCGACGCUACGCUGACAUUGUGGUGCAUCGGCAGCUGGCGGCCGCUCUUGGCUGCGGACCUCCCGUGACGUCGAGUGCUUCGGAGUUGCAGACGGUGGCCGACCACUGCAACGACAACAAGUACAAGGCAAGGACGGUGCAGGAGCUGAGCACAGACCUGUUCCUGCACGCUUUUGUGGAGCAGUGCGGCUCGCUCGAGGACCGGGCCAUGGUCACGGCCGUGCUCGAACACGCUUUCGACGUGCUGGCGCUCAGCGUUGGCAUGGUCAAGCGCGUCUACUGUGAUAAGCUGGGCGUGAAGGAGUUCUCGCACUCGACCGAGGGUGGCCGCAGUGCCAUUGAGCUGCGCUACCAGUCCUCUCGGUAUGCAAAUGAAGUGGUUGUGGUCAACAUUGGUGUGUUCCAGCUGGUCGACGUGCUCAUCACUGUCGUGCCUCAUGAGCCACUUAAGUACCAGGUUGUUCUCAAGCUUCCGCCUUACACGGUGCCCGUGGUUCCUGCAAAGAAGGAAGACAAGGACAGAAGGCACCAGAAGCGAUGAAAAUGGACUUUAAAUUCUGCCUUACCCCUCCUCACAACAUAAUUUUUUUCUUCGUGGUUUUUUUCUUUCGCAUGGCUUCUUGCUUUUUUAUUUGGCAUGACUACUGAGGUGUUUUUGACACUUCCUCUUUGGAGCUGUUCUUUUGUGACGAUGCUUUUUUGAGACUGAUGAACUUUAUCGUGGGCUGCGCAAAAUGUGAUUAGGACAAUAAAAGGCUUAUUUCAUACA